UUCAGACUGUGGGCAGAAGGCAGAGGAAGCCUCCAGAGACUCCUUCCUUGAUGCUAGAGUUUCCUCCUGUCCCCCCCAAAAACAUCCAUUUGCAACAAGAUGUCCGAGUAUGGAAGAGCUUGGCAGGUUGUGCGUCUGCCUUCAAAGAAGAUGAAUUUGGUUUAUUCCGUGAUGACACAGAUAAUUCUGAUCCUUGCUUGUUUUUACAAAGGUACACUGAGCCAAAAAGUACCAGGUUACAAUCUGGAAGUGCCUCGGUCUGUCAUUGUGCAGCGGAACAGCUCUGUUCACAUUCACUGCCAAUUCACUUAUAAUGCUAGAGACAAUUACUGGGAUGAGAAGCUUUUCGCCUACUGGUUUAAAGUCCAGGAAGGAGCUUGUUUGAACCACAGACCCUGCCUUCCAGGUUUGCUUGUGGCUACCACUGAUGGUAGGAGGACCGUUGCAACAUCUGCUAAGGGCCGUUUCCACUUAACAGGAGAUCCAAACCAAGGCUACUGCUCUUUUGUCAUUGUGGAUGCCCAAGCAGAAGACAAGGGACGGUACUACCUCAGAAUUGAGGGAGAGAGAUACUUGAAGUUCAGUUAUUUCUCUAAAAAUGGUUAUAUUUCACCUUACGUUUUUGUGACAGAUCACUGUCAGGAUAUUCAAAUCACAUGGACCAUAGAAAGGCCUGGAUCGUUCCCCGUACAAGAAACCUUGGGCCCGGUGGUGGCCCAAGAAGGUGAUACUGUCACACUGUACUGUGUGGAUGCGAGCAGAACAAAUCCCAACCUGAUCUGGACAAAGGGAAAGAACAGCAAUGGCAUCCUCAAGCAGGGCAGAGAGCAUGUGAUUUCCCAGAUCAAACCAGAAGAUGCCGGGGAGUAUCAGUGCCAGGGAGAAUAUCAGUGUGGUUUAGCCAGCAAAACCAUCCUUGUGACUGUUCAGUAUAAACCGAAGACAGUGACAUUCAACAUCUCUCAGAUUUCCAGAAGACACACCAUACUUACUCAAGGUUUCCUCCAGGAGGUGGUAAGUGGCUCCGGAUUAAUGGCUCAGGAAGGCGAGUCAUUACGGCUGUGGUGUAAGGUGGACAGCAACCCUUCUGUCAGUAUACGUUGGAUCAAGCCAGAUGGAAAGUCCUCAAAGGAAUAUGCUGAUAACUCAUUGGAACUGACUGAAUUGACAGUUGAAGAUGAGGGUGAAUACAGGUGCCAGGCUGAGAACUUCCUAGGCUCUACUCAGGGGACCUUCCAACUCUAUGUAGGAUAUGCCCCAAAGCUCAAGGAAGACCCCCAAAGAAAUACUACAUGUUGGUAUCAGGACAAUGGCUUCCUCUGCAACUGUUCCCUCAAAGCCCAGCCUCCACCUCAGAUCCAGUGGCAAGUGGAUGGGGAAAGUAUAACUGAGACGAACCACAAAAGGAACCAGAUGGUCACUUCCGUAGCCCAGGGGAAUGAGGUCACCAGCACCCUCAACUGGACAGGCAAUCUGGAGGUGGACCACAAUAUCAUAUGCAUUGGAAACAAUUCUUUUGGAAUCUACAGAAUACAGCUCCUUCUCAGUGUCUUGAGAGACUCCACAGAUUCUUCCAUAGAAAGCCAUACAACUAUGAUUAUUUCUGGGCUGUUUGGAAUCUUGCUGGGAGCCAGUUUCUUCAUGCUAGGCCUGUUUUUGCUCAAGUUUUAUAAGAGGAAAGCAUCACCAAAGGCAGGCUGCAACGAGGCCGUGGACUCUGCAAAUGUUGGAUACCAGAAAGCCAGCAGCAAUAGCCUAAUCUACAGCAACAUUUUACCUGUGGGUCGAAGAACCCCCCAUGUCGGUCCCCCCAAAACAGCUGGACAGAAAAAUGUGAAACCAGACCAGAUUUCUAAAGUUGCUGAUCUGACUACUGAUGAAUCAGAUGGGCUGCACUAUGCAGCCUUGGAGUUUAAGUUGAACAAAACAGCCACUCCAAUUGAAGAGGAGGAAUCAGUGGAAUAUUCAGCAGUCAAACGGAAAUAAAGAUCUUAUUCUUAAGCGAACUAGAACAUUGGGAACAGGCCCUGUGAUGAGAAGAAGUCGCUUGGAUGACUAUACAAAGCUUGAAAGAACUGAAUCAUUCUCAGCAGGAAAUGGGCAUGGGACCUGAAUGUGAGUUGGUUGAGAAGACUAAGCAAUCUCUGGCUUCUUUGUCCUCCAAGAAACCAUUACCUCCCCAGUACUUCUGAACAGGGCAGGCAAAACGAUAGAGCAUACCAGUCAGGCAAGUAGUGUCCAUUAUGGAAACCCCACCUUUCUCAGCCUGGUCUCCAUGGCCCUCUUAGCAAGGGAGAAGGAACCAGAAGGAGGAGAUGUUGAGGGUCUUAGCUAAUCAUCUUAUCAACAGUAAGCUAAAUGGUUCGACUCCUUAUUUGUAAACCUUCUUCUCUUCUCAAAGCAACUGGUCAAACUAAUGUGGUGUUCACUGAUAUGGAGAAGACUGCCAGUAAGUGAAUGUUUACUAUUUGGUAGGAAAAGGAUGGGCAAAGUGGGCCAUAUAUGGCUCCAAGGGCCACCCAGGAGUCUUUUUUUUAAUGCACCAAAAUGACCUCUGGGGUGUGUGGGGGGCAUUUCCGCCAUGUUUUGGGCCCUCCCUGGGCCAUUAUAUGCUCAGGAGGAACCUUUUUUUGGAAGCAGCAAGUGAACAGGCAGUUACUUUUGCUCACUUCUUCUUAAAGCAAGGCUCUAAGAUGGCCCCAAGUCCAGGAAGGCCCAAAGUCAUAGAAGAGGUCUCCAAGGUGCUGAACCUAGUUUGAGGCUAAAGCACAGCACACUGGAGAGCACUUUCGACCUUCAGGUUAGAACCUGGGGUGGAUUCACCAGCCAGUGACAAAUAUGCCACCACCCUUACUUCUGCCCUGUUACUUUGGUUUCAUUCACUCAUUGGUGGUAUCAAGAUUUGGACUGGUUCCUCAUCGAUCACUCUUAGGAAAUCUAACCUACGAAACUGUGGUCACUGGAACAGUAUGAGAACAGGAUAUCUCUACAACCCUUCUUUAAAAAUGAGGAAGUUCAAAGCAUGCAAAAAUAGUUCAGGAAUUUCUACAAGAUGAGGAAGGUUCCAUUUGAGACACCCUCCCAGUCAUGAGUCUUUUAAAAAUCAGAAAAAGAAAUGUGUAUUUGCGCUUUCCUGCUUCGAAGCAGGGAUCUUGAAGGAUACUCCCAAACAGUUGCAGAUAUCCUAAGGCACUCAUUACUAGAGAUGCCCUUUUCUCAACUGAUUAUUAGAAACAUUAGAUGAUAAGGCAUUUGUAUAUCUUAAAGCAAACAUUUACCUUACAUGAAAGGCCUUUACUCCAGACCAAGUCCAUGAGAGUACAAUGUCCCCUGGAAGAGAUCUGUUGUUUUCUCACACACACUUGCCUUGAGAUAAGGGGCAUACUUAGUAGGAGCAGGCAUAGUUAUUCCUAUACAGGUUCAGUAUACACCUUAUACACAUAGUCUGAAGGUAAUUUUAUUCACAAUAUUUUAAAUCAUUUUGUGCAUGAAAUAAUGCUUUCUGAACCACCAGAAAGCAAAGGGGUCACUAUUUCAGACAUCCAUGUGGACAAUUUUAGAUUUUGGAUUCAGGUAUGGGAUAUGCAAUAUGUAUAACGGUUUAUGGUUUAAAUAAAGUGGGCCAAGUGGAGAUUGCAAAUUUGGGGCAUUCUUUUUAACCAGAAAACUGCCAAUGUCAACUAAAACCCUGCCUCAGAUGUGGUAGUUUACCUCCCCAGAGCCCCCGUCAAAACAACCAUCAGAACCAGCCCUCCAUCACCUCUCUGUAACCCAAACAUCAAUUUAAUAUCAGACAGGAUGUUUUAGACCAAACAAGAGCUUCUCAGCACAGCCAACCAGCUAUACCAGGUUGAACUGGACACUACAAAAUGGGAGAAGCCCAAGGCACUCAGCCCAUGAUAGGAUCUCUCAAGAUCAGAAUCUGCAUAAUCUGCAUAAUGCUGGGAACUGGAUAGAUUAGAUGGAUAAAGGUUCAUGCAGGAGGGAUGAAGGCUUCAUAUUUGAUGACAUAGCAGUGGGACAGGAGGAGGUCUUUGCAUUUGGUGGCAGUGGUGGGACAGCUAGACAAUCUUCACAGUUGGUGGCAGCAGUGAGAUUAGUGGAAGCCCUCACCUCAUCCGAAAUGUGGCCUACUGGAUGGGCAUGUAGGGGAGGAAAUGUGCCCCAAACCCUUCACACCUGUCCACUCCUGAUUUAAACAACAUUUUGUAUUUGUGUGUCAUAUGUGUGUAUAUCUACCUAUUCUGUUCUCUUCCCCAGACUCUUGAUAAUAAAAUGGGUUAUA
This is a messenger RNA of Sceloporus undulatus (fence lizard), 4285 nucleotides long. Its product is annotated as sialic acid-binding Ig-like lectin 10. The transcript is spliced from 11 exons. The record is from RefSeq and is a predicted model, not a curated record. NCBI's taxonomy places the organism in Eukaryota, Metazoa, Chordata, Lepidosauria, Squamata, Phrynosomatidae. Bases 100 to 1986 code for a protein of 628 amino acids.